CCACAGCACUUGUUUUUAGCCAUGCUCGGGGAUCAACCUUUCUUUUUGGGGGGUAUGCCAACGUUGUGGAGGGUCCUACUGUGGGUUUGCGUCUGCAUUGUGCUUCCAGGAGAGGGGCAAGGAGCUCUGGUUGUUUCUCCCAGAGAUGCUCUUAUUGAGGACGCAAAUAAAGAUGUGAGCACCAAGUCCAUAAAGAUGGUGGAGGUGCAGAGUUUUGGAGUUGCCUGUGCGGUGACGUCGCGUUUCGCUCACACCGUCAUGACCUCCGAGGCUCUGAACAAAGCCGACGUCUCGCAGGAGAUCUUCUUUGAAGUGGAGCUCCCAAAGACGGCCUUCAUCACCAACUUCACCAUAGAAACUGACGGUCACGUGUAUGUUGGCGAGGUGAAGGAGAAAGCCAAAGCCAAGAAAGAGUAUGAGAAGGCGGUUUCUUCAGGAAAGACCGCUGGACUGGUCAAGGCAUCUGGAAGACAGAUGGAGAAGUUUUCCGUGUCAGUCAACGUUGCAGCACGAAGCAAUGUCACGUUUGUGUUGACCUACGAAGAACUCCUGCAGAGGAAACUGGGCCAGUAUGAGAUCCUGACCCGGGUGAAACCCAAACAGGUGGUCCAGGAGUUUCAGAUCACUGUAAGCAUCUUUGAGCCUCAGGGUAUUGCCUCGGUGGAGACCACAGGAACAUUCCUCACCAACCAGCUGCUCCCCCUGGUGGAGAGAACCGUCACAGACACCAAGGCUCACAUUACUUUCUCACCAACACUGGAACAACAGAGGAAAUGUCCAGGAUGUCAGGGCACCAGAAUUGAGGGAGACUUUGUCGUCAAGUACGACAUUAAACGAGAAGAAACCCUUGGAGAAAUUCAGAUGGUAAACGGCUACUUUGUGCACUUCUUUGCUCCACCUGACUUACCCCGAGUGCCAAAGAAUGUGAUAUUCGUGGUUGACAGGAGCGGCUCCAUGAGCGGGAAAAAGAUAAAACAAACCCGGGAAGCCUUGGCAGCCAUUCUAAAGGACCUCGACGAGGACGACCACUUUGCUGUCAUCCAGUUCGAUAGUGCCAUUAUCACCUGGAAGGAGUCUGUCGUGAAAGCAACAAAAGAAAACGUGACAGAGGCCAUUGCCUACGUGGAGAAACUGAAGGACAGGGGAGCGACUAAUAUCAAUGACGCUCUAUUGAAAGCAGUGGCAAUGCUGAGGAAGGAAAGACAAUAUGAGAGGCUUCCUGAGAGGAGUGUGGACAUGAUUAUCCUCUUGACUGAUGGGAUGCCAAACCACGGCGUGUCCAACCUGCAAACCAUCCAGGAGAACGUGCGCUCGGCUAUUGAGGGAAAAAUGUCUCUGUUCUGUCUGGGAUUUGGAAAUGAUGUGGACUACUCCUUUCUGGAUGUGAUGAGCAAAGAAAACAAAGGGUUGGCCCGCAGAAUCUUUGAGGCCUCGGAUGCAGCUCUUCAACUCCAAGGUUUCUACGAGGAAGUGUCCAACCCACUGCUUUUAGAGGUGAACCUGCGCUAUCCUGACAACACGGUAGAGUUCUUGACCAAAAGCCACCACAGCCAUUUGUUCAACGGCUCCGAGAUCGUGGUGGCCGGUCGGUUAAACGACAGCCGCCGUCUUGAUAACUUCCUUGUGGAGGUGUUUGCUCAGGGGCCCGAGGCAGAUUUCCAGGUGCAUGGAAAGGCCAAAGUGGCAGACUGGAACACGACCUACCCAGAAGACAAGUACAUCUUUGGGGACUUCACAGAGCGUCUGUGGGCUUACCUCACCAUCCAGCAGCUACUGGAGAAGAGUCACAUUGGUAGUCAAGAGGAGAAGGACAGAACCACAGCUGAGGCCCUGAACAUGUCGCUGCGCUACAACUUUGUUACCCCUCUCACCUCCUUGGUGGUCAUCAAGCCUGAAACUGAGGACGGACAAGACAGCCCGCUCAUCGCUGAUAAACUGACUGAAGAUCAGCGACAAAGAGCAGAGAGACAUCGUGGUUCCUUGGCCCGUGCGGCACCUCCCCGCCGUCAAUCAGAUGGUUCCUCGGCCAAAGCGGCAUCUCCACGCCGUCAAUUAGAUGUCGACGGAGAUCCACAUUUCAUGAUAGAGCUCCCGGACAGAGAUGACGCCCUGUGCUUUAACAUCAAUGACAAACCAGGGACUAUUUUCAACCUUGUCAGAGACCCCAAAUCAGGCUUUGUGGUGAAUGGUGAAAUUAUUGAGAAGAAGAAAUUUGUCAAGGAUCAAAAGAUGAGCACUUAUUUUGGUCGUCUCGGUAUCAGCCACAAGACUCUGGGGCUGAAGCUGGAGGUGAACACACAGGACAUCUCCUUGUUCUACGGGGGCAAACAGGUCCAGCUCCUGUGGUCGGAUUUGACCUCUCUCAAAGACACAAGUAUGAACCUCCAGUUGACAAAGAACUGCAGCCUGACAGUCACACUGAGACAUUCCGUUAAGUUCAUGGUCAUCCGACACACAAAGGUGUGGAAGAGACGUCAUGAUCAACAGCACUAUUUGGGUUUUUACACCCUGGAGAACCGCCAUUUGUCCGACUCAGUCCAUGGACUGCUAGGUCAGUUCUACCACGGUGUUGAGUUUGAAGUGACAGACCCGCAACUGAAAAGAGAUGCCACCAUGUAUGUGAAGGGACAGACGCUUAAUGUGACCAGACACCAGCAGAAGGACUUCAGCAGGGAUGUGAUAAACGGGGAAAGUAUUCCUUGCUGGUUUGUAGACAAUGAUGGAGCUGGCCUCAUAGAUGGGAAAGCCUCUGAUUACAUUAUGCCGGACCUUUUUUAAAAUCAUACGCGUCUUUUUUCAGGUAAUAAAUGUGUGUAAUUUUGCCGGAGCCUUUUUUUGCACUGGGUGUUGCAGUGAGCAGAGAAUUAUGACAGCAUGUUGUGCUUUUUGCAGGUACAGUCAGUGUAUUUACAGUUUUUUUUUUACAUAUAUAUUAUAUUUUUGUAUCUAUAUUUUGAUUUCAUAACUUCACAAAUUACAUGAUUUAUAAAAAAG
Messenger RNA from Entelurus aequoreus (snake pipefish), 2994 nucleotides. RefSeq names its product inter-alpha-trypsin inhibitor heavy chain H3-like. The transcript has 22 exons. Gene Ontology annotation, biological process: hyaluronan metabolic process. The record is from RefSeq and is a predicted model, not a curated record. Lineage: Eukaryota; Metazoa; Chordata; Actinopteri; Syngnathiformes; Syngnathidae. Gene Ontology annotation, molecular function: serine-type endopeptidase inhibitor activity. The coding region runs from base 22 to 2778 and encodes 918 amino acids.